Molecule: messenger RNA, 2040 nt
Organism: Phragmites australis (common reed)
Lineage: Eukaryota; Viridiplantae; Streptophyta; Magnoliopsida; Poales; Poaceae
Product: probable GTP-binding protein OBGC2
Exons: 9
Coding region: 16-1638 (540 amino acids)
Cellular component (GO): mitochondrion
Molecular function (GO): GTP binding; GTPase activity
Source: RefSeq, a predicted model, not a curated record
CGCCCACUGUAAUCAAUGGACGGCCACGAUGGGUUCCUCCCAGCAAUCCAGCGGCGGCGCUGCGCCGCAGCUUGGCUUAUCGGUUAUCUCCACCCCCCGCCACUGCAGCCACGCCGCGGCAUCACCAUGGCGCUUCUCCUCCAUCCCCGCCUCCCCGCGCACCCUCUCCGCUCGACCACCCACCGCCGCCAUGCCUUCUCAGAUGGCUCUUGCCUCCUUCCCCUCCUCGGCCUUGUAAGGAAGCACACGCCCUUCGCGGUCACGUGCCGGGUGGCCAGGGUGAAGGAGCCCGGCCCGACCGCUGGCGCCCCGCCACCGCCGCAGUCGCUGAAGAAGGAGGCCCACAAGUACUUCGACCACGCCGUGGUCACCGUCCGCGCGGGCGACGGCGGGCACGGCGCCGUCCUCGCCAUGCCGCCCGCGCCCUCCGCUGACGCCGCCAAGCCCCGCGGCAGAUUCAACAAGGACAAGAAGAAGAGCAAGAAGGUGUCGUACAAGCGGAACUACGACGGGUCGGUGGCGCUGCCGAUGGGUGGGCACGGCGGCGACAUCGUGGUGUACGCUGACGAGGCGGAGGAGACGCUGCUGCGGUUCCACGAGAAGGCAAGGUACUGCGCCAAGAGAGGAGGCAACGUGGGCGCCGCCGGCGGCACACUGAGCUCGCGGAUGCACAGCGGGUUCGUCGGGGAGACGCUCAGGAUACCCGUGCCUGUAGGAACUGUUGUGAAACGCAAGAAGGGGACUGUUCUUGCUGAUUUGGCUCAUCCCGGUGAUGAAGUGCUCGUUGCUAGAGGGGGGCAGGGCGGGAUCAGCUUGAUAGAUGUGCCUGAGUACAGGAGGAGGAAAGCCAUGGCUUUAUCCCCAAACAUCAUGCGUGAUGCUAGUGACAAGGUAUUAAUUCAUGGUCAGCCUGGUGAGGAAGUAAGCUUGGAGCUAAUCCUAAGGGUAGUUGCAGAUGUUGGUCUUGUGGGACUUCCCAAUGCUGGAAAGUCAACACUUCUAUCCGUUAUAACGCUUGCAAGACCAGACAUUGCUGAUUAUCCAUUCACUACGUUAAUGCCAAAUCUUGGCCGGCUUGGUGGAGAUCCUGCUUUAGGCGCGUUGCAGUUUUCCUCAGAAGCAACAUUGGCAGACUUGCCAGGUCUAAUUGAGGGCGCUCAUCUGGGCAAGGGUCUCGGUCGCAAUUUCUUGAGACACUUGAGGAGAACAAGAGUAAUUGUCCACGUUAUUGAUGCUGCUGCGGAUGACCCUGUGAACGAUUAUAAGAUUGUCAGAGAAGAAUUAAGGAUGUAUAACCCCCAAUAUCUGGAGCGACCUUAUGUUGUUGUUCUGAACAAGAUUGAUCUUCCCAAGGCCCAUGAUAGGCUAUCUUCACUGGCAUUUGAAAUAUCUUCAAUUGGCUGUGAAGAGUGCCAUGACAGAAAUGCCAGCAAAAAUAACCUAAAUGGAAACAUAAGCGAACAUCAGGGAUCAUCGGAGGCAGAAAUUGAAGGCGAUGAAAAGGAGCUUGGGGACUAUCCAAGACCUCAGGCUGUUGUGGCUGCAAGCGUAUUAAGGCAUAUUGGGAUCGACGAGAUGCUGAAGGAGAUCAGAGCAGCCCUGAGAAAAUGCUUUGAUCACAAAUUGCCAGAACCGUGAACAGGAAGUCGUGUUAAUACCACAGUCCUGUAGCAGAAAGUUAGUGAACUGGAUGCUGAAGAAUUUCUGACGGCAGAAAGGUCCAUGGUUUGUUGUACCAGCCCUGGCAAUUCCUGAAGGAUGAAGCCGCCAAUGUUGGAGUCUGCCAUGGAGGGUGUCGGUUUUGAAGGCCCCGUUUGGAACGCGGGUUUUUCAGAUAGAAUUUCUGCGAUAUCGUGGUGAUGCUCCAUCUCCACUACAACCGUUUGUAGAUGACAAUACAACCUAUGUGAAUAGAAGGCUAGUGUGAGAUGUAGUGAUUGUUAAUGGACGUAUCGGUGAUCAGUUAGCAUAUCCAAUCUCUUUUUUGAAAAAAAACCUAUAUUAACUCUCAUUUUUAUAUGAAACUGAUACAAGAAUUUA